AUGAAACAAUUCUUAAUUCACAUUGAUCUGACAAACUAUAUACAUAUAAAUAUAGAUUUCGACUCUAAUAAACUCAAAAAGCUUUAUGAAACCCAUGUUCCUAUUUCUAAUAUCGAGAGAACAAUUUUGACUGUAGGCUCUGCUAUAGCUGCUUUAAAUAAUCCAUUACGUGGCGAUAUGAUUGCAACUUUAGGAGAAGCAACAGGAAAUUUAUUCCUUAGACGUAUGCGCGACCAAAUGCUAGAAUCUAGUGUUGGUAGACGCAUAUUACGUGAAAGGCCUAUUAUAAAUACAAAAACCAUCGACUUUGAUGAACUAAAGAAAACAUGUGCACCAGGUACAUUUGGAGAGCAAUAUAUAAAUUGGUUGGAAUCAGAGGGUGUGACACCAGAUACACGAUGUGAUGUUAAAUAUGUUGAUGAUGAAGAAUUGGCUUAUGUUAUUAAACGUUAUCGUGAAAUUCAUGACUUUUUUCAUACAUUAACCGGAUUGGGAGUGACAGUAGAAGAAGAGAUUGCUUUAAAAUGGUUCGAAUGGGUUCAAACAGGUCUCCCGAUGACUAUGCUUGCUUCUGUCUUUGGACCUUUAAGAAUGACUUGGCCAGAACGUAAACGCCUUUAUGGAGGCUAUAUUCCUUGGGCCUUACAAUGUGGUGCAUCUUGUACACCACUUAUGAAUGUUUAUUAUGAAGAGCAUUUUCACACACCCAUUGAAGAGCUUCGUAAACAAUUAGGCAUUACUUUACCACCUCAAUAUUCAAUUCAUAAAAAAUAA
This is a messenger RNA of Cokeromyces recurvatus, 774 nucleotides long. Its product is annotated as ubiquinone biosynthesis protein Coq4. The coding region runs from base 1 to 774 and encodes 257 amino acids. Gene Ontology annotation, cellular component: mitochondrial inner membrane; mitochondrion. Gene Ontology annotation, biological process: ubiquinone biosynthetic process. The transcript is spliced from 2 exons. The record is from RefSeq and is a predicted model, not a curated record. NCBI's taxonomy places the organism in Eukaryota, Fungi, Mucoromycota, Mucoromycetes, Mucorales, Mucoraceae.